Siniperca chuatsi (mandarin fish) is the source of this 4336-nucleotide messenger RNA. RefSeq names its product guanine nucleotide binding protein-like 1 (gene gnl1). The transcript has 12 exons. The coding region runs from base 156 to 1985 and encodes 609 amino acids. NCBI's taxonomy places the organism in Eukaryota, Metazoa, Chordata, Actinopteri, Centrarchiformes, Sinipercidae. The record is from RefSeq and is a predicted model, not a curated record. Gene Ontology annotation, molecular function: GTP binding; GTPase activity.
CCACCAUUCUCUGCAGUGGAUAUGGCGUCACUGAAAAGUGUAGGAGUCGAGAAACUUCACCCGUGUAAAUAACGUCAAUAAGAAAGCUGUGUGACAGGCUGUAGAUAGCAAUACAUAGUACAUAGCUUUAUUUAUUUACCAGCUUAUUUUUAAGUAUGCAUCGGAAAAAGCCAUUUAGCAACAAACAGAAGAAAAAACAGCUACAAGUCAAACGGGAGAGAAAGAGAGGUGACACAGGCUCUGGGCCGAGCAUUCGCAAUGCCAGUGUAGAGCGAGGAGGAGAGCGACAGUCAGAUACCUCAGACAGUGAGACCACUGAUGUUAGGAGAAUAAAUGAGCAGCCCUUCAGCAAAGAUGGUAGAUAUGACCCCAACAGGUUCCGACAACACUUUGAGAAAGAGAGUAAAGAGGACGUUGAAAAGAGGAAGAAGUUGGCCAGGGAGAAGGUGCUGCAGCCAGUCUCAGACAAAGAACUUGAGAUCGACAUCAAUGACAUCUACCCCUCAGAUAAAGGUCUUGGUCUCCCUCGACGGCCGUCCUGGAAUUAUGAGAUGACACGAGAAAACCUGCUGAGGAAAGAGGAGAAGGCGUACAGAGACUACCUGGAUGACCUGCACUCCAAAAACCCACCUGGCUCUCUUAGCCACUUUGAGCACAAUCUGGAGACAUGGAGGCAGCUAUGGAGAGUGUUGGAGAUGUCAGAUGUCAUCCUACUCAUCGUGGACAUCAGGCACCCGGUGCUGCAGUUCCCUCCAGCCCUGUACCACUUCAUCACAGGAGAUCUCCAGAAGCAGGUGGUCCUGGUGUUGAACAAAGCUGACCUGUGUCCUCCCCCACUGGUGAUCUCCUGGAAACACUACAUGACCUCCCAAUUCCCCCACCUGCAAAUAGUCUGCUUCACCUCCCACCCUGGACAGCCCUACAGCACAGUGCUCCAGAAGAAGAGGAUGACGAGGAAGGCUGACUGGAAUCACGCUGGAGGUCCUUUAGAUAUCCUGAAGGCCUGUCAGGAGAUCACAGCAGGGAGAGUUGACCUAUCCAGUUGGGAGCAGAAGAUUCAGAGAGAUGCUGUUGCUGAGCGACUGGAUGGGGAGUGGCCAGAUGAAGGAGCAGAGUCAGUGCUGAUGGAGCAUCAAAGUGACAGCGCUAUGGAGAUGAGUAGCUUAUCCAAGGAGCUCUACAAAGAUGGGAUUCUCACACUAGGCUGCAUAGGCUUUCCGAAUGUUGGUAAGUCAUCUGUUAUAAACAGCCUGGUGGGGAGGAAGGUGGUGAGUGUGUCUCGAACCCCAGGCCACACCAAAUACUUCCAGACCUACUACCUCACCCCGACGGUCAAACUCUGUGACUGCCCUGGACUGGUUUUCCCCUCCCGUGUGAAUAAACAGUUACAGAUUCUAGCAGCCAUUUACCCAGUGUCUCAGCUGCAGGAGCCCUACAGCUCAGUUGGUUAUCUGUGCGAAAGGACCCCUUUCCUCUCUGUGCUGAAGCUCAACCAUCCCACUUUGCUGGAGAACAAACCCCACCUAAGAAACCAGAGGUCUGAAGAGUUCAGCUGGACUGCUUGGGAUGUGUGUGAGGCAUGGGCAGAGAGGAGAGGCUAUAAGACAGCAAAGGCAGCUCGCAACGAUGUUUACCGUGCAGCUAACAGUCUCCUGCGGUUGGCAAUUGAUGGCAGAUUGUGCCUCUGCCUAAGACCACCUGGCUACAGCUGCAUGAGAGAGCAUUGGGAAAAUCACCCAGACUUGCCAGAGAUUAUGGCUCUUCAAGGAAGGGCGACAGAUGAGAAAGGGACAGGAGAGAGGGACGAUGACGAGGAAGGAGAGUCCAGCACCGAGCCAGAGGAAGAGAGAGACUGGGACGCAGACGAUGAUGAGGAUGGAGAUGAUGAAGAUGAGGGGUUUGGACAGCCAAGACGGAAGGAGGAUAAGCCAUCUGGCUUCAAUGUCAACAUGUACAAUGUUCUUCGGGAGAACGAGUGCGAGUGAUAACAGAGAGAAAGACGAGCAUGAAGACAUGAGUUGUUCCUCUUCCCCGACUUUUCCCUGUUUACCCCAGUGCACUUUUCAUUCCUUUUUUCCUGCAUUCCUUCUAAUUUUUUCUUGCAUUUCCACUCCUCAUGUCAUUACCUUCUCUGUACAUUGACAUGAUCUAUUCUAAUCCAUUCACCCUGUUUCCUUCUCCCUAUAAUAUACAGAGCAUAUUCAUGUAUUCCAUGCUGUGCCUCUGCUCUGCUUGUUCAUCCAUGCAGCUUAUUCUUUAGUGUCGCUUCUAGGAAUGGGUUUGGUUUGGUUUGAUUUUUGCAUAUAGAUCUCAGAAACAAAUUAACAAAGUAACUUCCACAGCCUGGAAUAAUCAACCAAUUGGUUUUCAAUCUCUUUAUUGAUAUGUGACCUCACAGCUGAGAUGCCAAAGUUCAGGAAAGGAUGAUGAAACAAAUCAGGUGCACUGACAAUAUGUCAUUCAUUGGAGCAUACAUCUGGCUCUCAGAACAGCUGGAGAUUUAAGAAUAUGACUCUUAAUCUUCUUUAGAAACCGUAGUUUGUCACAGCUUUGGUUAAAGGGUGUGGGAUGGGAUAUUGGAGAUAUUGCCAAAAAUGUGGAAUGGAUAAAACCAAUGUUUUAGACACAGUUUUGCAGUUACCAGUAUUACGACUCAGUUAGAGGUUCAUUUAUCUGAACUUGGUUUUGAUUUAGAUUAUACUGUAUCUGAGAGUUAUAUUUUAUUUGGUGUGGUUAUACACAGUCACACAAAAAAAUUGGGAUGGGGGAGGGAUGGGUAGUUGAAUCCUGUAUUGCUGGAUGAGGCUGAUUCAGGAAUUUAACCUGUAGUGUUUUAACUACUAGAAAAAUGAUCCUUAGAUGCUAAUGGAGAUUAGUGCAGGAUUUUGGCUACACUCAUUCAGCAAGUUUAUAUUGCUAAUGGCAGUACAGUGGGUUUGAUCCAACAGAGACUACUUAAAAAUCAGUUACAGUUCACUAUUUUGGGAAAUACACAAAUUUGUUUUCUUCCAGAGAGUUAGAUGAGAAGAUUGAUGCCACUCGUAUACCUGUCUGGUAAAUAUGAAGUUUGAGACCAGGAGAAUGUUAGCUUAGCUUAGCACAAAGACUGGAAACAGCUACCCUAUCUCUAUCCAAAGGCAACAAAAACCGCCUACCAGGGCCUCUAAAGAUCACUAAUUACCACGUUGUAUCUUGUUUGUUUAAGCUGUACAAAAACCAAAGUGUAAAAAUGUGUAAAUGAAAUAUUUUAUAUAUUUUCUACCUAUCUAUGUUUUCUAUUUUCAUAUUUCUUUGCCGGGUGCAGUAACUUCCUAGACUCUGCUGGUUGCCUGGCAAUUUCAUAGUGAAGUCAAAACUCCAGGACAUUACUGCACCCUGCCAAGAAAUAGUCCCGCGCAUCACCAAAAUAUGUAAUUUUACACUUUGUUUUUUGUAUGAAUUAAACAAACGAGAUAUAAUGUGUUUAAUUAGUGAGCUUUAAAGGUGCUGAUAGGCUGAUUUUACUGUUACAUUUGAACAGAGCCAGGCUAGCUGUUUUCCCCCCUGUUUUCAGUCUUUGUGCUAAGCUAAGCUAACUGGCUGCUGGCUAUAGCUUCAUAUUUACUGUACAAACAUGAGAGUGGUAGUGAUCUUAUUACCUAAGUCUGCAUGAAAGUGAAUAAGCGUAUUAACCAAAAUGUCAAACUACUCUUUUAACCACACAGAGAGACUGGCCAUCUUAGCUUCCAUCUGUCCAUCAUUAAAAUAACAUUACACACUCCAUCUUUGCUGUUUGAAUUAUAACUUCAACAUAGUACUCAAUUACAAGGUCAGAUCUUGUAAUUCUGUUAAGACACCCACUGCAGACAAUUCUCAGUGUUCGUCAUUGUCAUGUUUUCAUCAAAUUUUCUGUUGAAAUGAGAAAAACUGACCUUUUUGCUGUUUGACCAGUCUCUUUCUCUGUGAUGUGUGAUGGCCCUGCUACAAUCCUGAGUGCUGUAUUAUUGCGUGCUGUUGUCGUACCUCAUUCAUGUGUUCACUGAGGGAACUCUACAGCACAGUGCUGUGUUACUGUGUAAUACAUCACACUGCAGCCACAUGCAGUCAUUUCUACCAUUGGUACAAUGUAAAGCAGUUACUCAACACUACCAUGCUGUUAGAAACACAACAGAGUAUUAGUUGUGUUGAUGUGGGUUUUUCUUUUUUUCAAAAUAUUAAAACUGACAGCGGCUGGAGAGUGUAGUGUGAAGGCUUGAGGUGUGUUCAAGCUAUUGGCUGCAUUCUUCAUCUCAUUCCUAGUAUGUCUAAUGAUGACUGGACUGCUUUCUGCAAUAAAAGAAAAUAAUCCUCUAAACCA